Molecule: messenger RNA, 2660 nt
Organism: Danio aesculapii
Lineage: Eukaryota; Metazoa; Chordata; Actinopteri; Cypriniformes; Danionidae
Gene: rgs4
Product: regulator of G protein signaling 4
Exons: 5
Coding region: 64-708 (214 amino acids)
Source: RefSeq, a predicted model, not a curated record
AUCUACGUUGUGACACUCAGACUCCUUUUCUCUUGCUUUGGAUUUUUAUUACGCACCAGCAACAUGUGUAAAGGGCUUGCUGCCCUUCCUGCAACGUGCUUGAAAAGCGCCAAAGAUAUAAAACAUAAGAUUGGCUUCCUGCUUCAAAAGCCCGAUUCACCCCAAGAGCAAAAGACUCUGAAGGAAAAAGAGAAGGAGAAAGACAAGGAGGUGAAGGUCACUGUGGUUAACAGAAUCACUCCUGCCGAAACUGAGAAAUGGAAAACAUCUUUUACCAACCUGAUCAAAAACGACGAUGGUCGCAAGGCUUUCGCAUCCUUCCUGCAGUCCGAAUACAGUCAAGAGAACAUUGAAUUCUGGGUAGCUUGUGAGGAUUUCAAGCAGACGCCAGCAGACAAGAUGAACCUGAAAGCCAGAAAUAUAUUUGAGCGAUACAUUAAGGCAGAUUCCCCCCGUGAGGUCAAUCUGGAUUCGGUCACUAGAGAGCAGACCAGAAAGAACCUGGAAAUGUGUGAUGUUUCGUGUUUUGACGAAGCUCAGAGUAAAAUCUUCACACUUAUGGAAAAGGACUCGUACCGGCGAUUCCUGAGAUCCAGACUGUUCCUAGAACUGUCUCAACCUACGAUGGACAACAAACCCUGUGGUUUAGAGAAGAAAGCAAAGCGACAGAUUUCUGACUACAGUCAGUGUUUGCCUAGUUAUGCCUAAGCAGAGCCGUCUGCUCCUACAUGAACAAAAGUACACUAUGAACUGUGGCGUGUUGUGACCUUCACUCAUCGGGCUGUGUAAAAUGAAUGACGUUUAAUGCGAAACACUGCAGCUGAAUUAGCUAAUAAUAAUAGUUGUCAUCAUACUUAUCCAGUUAAUUGAGUUGAACUUUUUUCUUUAAAUGUUAUGUUUGAAUGAGGAAGUGCAUAUUUUGGAUACUACACAAAAUUUGGAAAGUUGGAUGAUCUUUGACAUUAGAUUACAUUUUUACUUAUAUUUUUUUAUCAUUCCAUAAUUAAGAAAAUACUGCAAGCUGCCAAAAAUUAAACAAAUAAAUUUAAUAAUUUCUUUUUUGUGGAAUUAAAUGUAUAUAAUCAGACAUAUAAUGUACUGAAUAUACAAAUCCCUCAGUAAAAAAAAACCUUCAGAAUAUAGAUAUGUAUAAAACUGUAAAGUUUGAUGUAAGAGGAGAUUUACGGCUUAGUGCGAGAGAAGAGAAUGUUGUAAAGAUGGCUUUUAAAAAGUAUUUUGUAAUUAAAAUCUAAAGACACACAAUUAUAAAGUGUGUUAAAAACAAACCAAAAAAAUUGUGGAACAACUGGUUUAAAUGUAUUUCCCUUUAAGAGGUCGCAAACCUUUAAGUGUUUUUUUUUUCUGCAGGGAUUUUGAAGAAAUUUAGAAACCAGUGACCGUUAGCCAAAACAAACACUUUAAAAGUCAAUAGUUACAGGUUUCCAACAUUUUUCAAAAUAACUUGUUUUGUGUGAGCAAAAAGGAAACUUAAAGGUUUGUGACAAGUGAAGGGUUAGAAAUGGAUGGCAGAUCUUUCUGUUUGGGGUGAAAUAUCCCUUUUGUUUCAUCUGUUUUGGAUGUUUUCUUUACAUUAGAAUGAAGAAAAACUUCAUGAAAAGCCAAAAAGCCCAAUAGCUGCAGUGUCUCGUCUUAAGACUAAAUAAGAGGAUUUGUGUGCCAGAGCCAAUUAGAAUUCAUUUGAUGUUUCAGCCAUCAUGAUUGUAAAACAUUUGCUUUUCAGACCCCUUCAAAUCCCCAAAGCUAUUUCUCUCACAUUUACUGCAGCUUCUGCAUUGAAAUAUGUGUAUCAAAUCGCCACUUGAGUAAGACGUUAUCUUCUAUAUGGGAUUUGUGGAAGCGAUGUUUUCACCAACAACAUAACUUAACCCACAUCUACCCAGUCAAGCUGCAUUGAACUGGUUUUGGGAAAACAACGCCUGACGUAGUUUACAACUAAAUGACUGUUACAACUUUGUUUGAUGCUAUGAUGAGAAUAGGAACAUCAUUAACAAUAACCAACUGUAUCCUCUUUACUCUUGUAACGUUAUGUAAUGCAUAUAUAUAUAUAUAUUUAUAUUUGUUUGUAUAAGCUCUUUUGAGGUGAUCGUUCACCCAAAAAUGAACAUUUACUAUCAAGUGAGUUUUAAACUUUAUAUAGAAUUUCUUUCUUCUGUUGAAGGCAAAAAAAACCUUUUUGAGGAAUGCUCGGAAGUCAGAAGUCAAUGACAACUCGUUUUCAGCAUUCUUUAAAAUGUCUUAUUUUGUGUUCUAUAGAAGAGAGAAAAUAUGUAGAGGAUGAUGACAGUAUUUUCAUUUUUGGGUGACUGUUUCUUUAACUCUAAUGGUGACGUACACAUUCUUUCUACUUAAAAUGUGAACUUCAGUUUUCUUUCUCUGUUGGCCAUCCAUCAUAAUCCACCAAAUGACAAGUGAAUGUGAUAAAAUGUGCAUGUGCAAUGUAUAUAACCUGUCACUAACAGUGAUUCACAAAUCGUGCUGUACCUGUAUAAACAAACUGUGUGUUGGCAGACUUAACAUAUCAAACCACAGAUGCUCCGGUUCAAAUAAAUGGCCAAACAUGUGAGUUGUUUACAUAUUUGUUUACUAUUUCCAUAUUUAUUUUUGUCAUAUUUGUGAAUAAAAUCACAUAUACAAUUUAA